Megalobrama amblycephala (Wuchang bream) is the source of this 3565-nucleotide messenger RNA. RefSeq names its product myosin light chain kinase family, member 4a (gene mylk4a). Bases 556 to 2790 code for a protein of 744 amino acids. Gene Ontology annotation, molecular function: protein serine/threonine kinase activity; ATP binding. Gene Ontology annotation, biological process: protein phosphorylation; positive regulation of apoptotic process; intracellular signal transduction. Gene Ontology annotation, cellular component: cytoplasm; nucleus. The transcript is spliced from 14 exons. NCBI's taxonomy places the organism in Eukaryota, Metazoa, Chordata, Actinopteri, Cypriniformes, Xenocyprididae. The record is from RefSeq and is a predicted model, not a curated record.
AAGUUCCAUAAACGUGAAAUCUUAAAUAACAUGAUGUCUCUGAUCGAACCUCUCAAGGUGAAAGAGAAGUCAGUACUCAAGUUUCUUUCCAUUCAUUUUCUGAGCAGCCCUUUCUGGAAACCGAGUGUCUCUGGGGCCCCUUUGACACCUGGCAGGGAGGAAUCUGACAUGGCUUUAGCACUCAAAGCUUCUAAGAUGUCACACAGCAAUUCCUGAGCCAAACAUAGCCCCUCCCCGGGAACUACUGACGUAAAAGCCCACACACCAGUUACAUUUACUGAGACCAGCUCAUUCCAUUCUUAAUGUGACCUCCACUUUACAGAGGUACAUAGAGUGUUCAAUGGUAAAGAAGAGAUGGAACAAACAAUUUGUUAUUGGGGGAUUUAAAAUGUGUUGUUUUUGUCCGGCCUUGGUCUCAUCUGAAUAUUCUACUUGGUUUAUUGUUGGAUUAUUGAUGUCUUUUUGAAUACCCAGACUGAGCUAUCUUCAUCUACUGGAGGUGACUCUCUAUUAGGUUUUCUUUGGUUGUUUUUAGUUGAGAUUCUUAAUGCUACCAUGAGUUCUGCUGACUCUAGCACAGGUAUUGAACUGCUCCAGGUCAGGAUUGAGUCAUUGAGCAGCAAAAUGGACAGGCUCAUAAGUAUCCAGGAAAAAGUGCUUAGCCGACUCGAUGGCAUGUCUCAGGACAUUGAUGGAAUUGAGAAAGAUGUAGAAACUCUGAAAGUGGAAAAGGAGGAGAUCCAUUUUCCUCCAGUUAUCCAUACAAAACCAGCCAAUGAGAUGAAGGAAAUGUGCCAAGAAAUGAACAGCAUCAUGUUGGCAGUAAAUCAACGCUCAGAACAGCAAACCCAAAAGCUGGAAGGAAUGGAGAGACUGGUGAUGAGCAUUCAGCAGGUUGUCAGCUUUAUUGGAGAAACAGUGAAAACUUCAAAAAUCAUGGAUAUUAUGUUCAAAGGGCCAGCUUCUCGAAAAAGCAAAACAGCUUCAUCCCUCAAAUCCAAGGAUAGUAAAAUCAAACUGAUCACUAAAUACCAAUCCUCAAAUAACAGUGAGCCUGUCCUUACCAAGCAAAAAGACCACAAAGGUAAAGAUGGGAAGUUUCAUCUGAGCUUUAAAGGCCUCAAGGCACAGAAGAAGAAACCACCUGAUUCAACUGUUUUUACAGUCUCUUUGAGGAAACAGACACUCUUGCUUAAAGAGGUUCAGAAACUGAAUCAAGAGAAUGCAGAACGCUCUGAAGCAUCCCAAUAUCAGGAAAAUGGCAUGCACAAAUCAGAGGAUGGCUCGGUUACUCCCAUUCUGCAGGACAUUAUCCUGGAGGAAGCCAAUAUGCUUGAAUCUGGCCAAGAGAAGAACUCAAAAGAAGAGACGGAGGUCACUCUGGAGCUGAAGGAAGAUGAGAUGAAAGACACAGAGCCAAAGAUAGAGGAGAUCCAAGGUGAAACACAAAAAUUAGCGGAAGAAGAGACUAAGGAGAUGCCCCUAAAGGCCACUGAAAUACUCAAAGAUCAGGAGGAUGAAGGUACGGAGGACCAGACGACUACUGAGGGUCCUUCAGAAUCUGACAUUACUACAUCAACUGAGACCUCAGCACAAAGUGAGUCUGAGCAGGUGGAUGAGGUGACUACCAUCAGUAAACGACACGUAACAGAAGAAGAUCUGGGUUUGGAGGACCACAAGAAGUGCAGGGUUGAGGAGGGGCAAGACCAGGGCGAGCAGGAGCUACAGGAACCCAAAGAUCUCUGUGGUGUUUUCAAAGCUGAUGGUGUGGAAAUCAAGUUGGAUUUCAGCAAACUGAAGAGGGAGACCAAUGAGGAUGAAGACGAAGAUCACAAUGAUAACUUCUUCAUUGAUUGCACCCCACCUCCACCAGCACCCUUCAAACACCGUAUUGUGUCUGCCAAACCCAACCAGAUUAACAACUUCUACACUAUCAACCGACAGGAGGUUCUCGGAGGAGGUCGAUUCGGUCAGGUGCAUAGAUGCAUUGAAAAUUCUUCUGGACUUACUUUGGCUGCCAAGAUAAUCAAAGCUAGGAGUCAAAAAGAAAAGGAUGUGGUGAAGAAUGAGAUUCAGGUUAUGAACCAGCUCGACCACGCCAACUUGAUCCAGCUUUAUGCAGCCUAUGAGGCCAGGAAUGACAUUAUCCUUGUACUUGAAUAUGUUGAUGGAGGAGAACUCUUUGACAGAAUCAUUGACGAGAACUACAAGUUGACGGAGCUCGACACAGUGAUGUUCAUCAGGCAGAUCUGUGAAGGCUUGCGCUACAUGCACAAAAUGUACAUCCUCCAUCUAGACCUAAAGCCAGAGAACAUUCUUUGUGUCAGCAGAGUAACUAAUAAAAUCAAGAUCAUCGACUUUGGACUUGCAAGGAAGUAUCAGCCCAGGGAGAAGUUACGAGUGAAUUUCGGCACGCCGGAGUUUCUCUCGCCUGAGGUGGUCAACUAUGAUUUUGUGUCAUUCAACACAGACAUGUGGAGUCUGGGUGUUAUCACAUACAUGCUGCUCAGUGGUUUGUCCCCCUUCCUCGGGGAUGAUGAGAAUGAGACGCUAAAUAACAUUUUGUCCUGCCAGUGGAACUUUGAGGAGGAUGAAUUCUCAGAAGUCUCGAAUGAAGCAAAGGAUUUCAUUUCCAAACUGCUUGUUGUAGAUAAAAGUUGGAGGAUAGGAGCAACAGAAGCCUUGAGGCACCCCUGGCUGUCUGAUCCAGCCGUCCAUUUCCGCCUGCAUCAGAAGAAAAAUAUGUGCCGUUCGCGCAGAAACUCUUGUCUGCCUCCACCAGAAAAUUAAUAGGGACCAAGCCUGCUGUGGAACCAUGAGGAUUACUGGAUGUUAUAUUAUAUACAGAUGUAUUUCAUAACUUGUCAUUUGACUAUAUGUUUCCCAUUACCUUGUUGUUAGUUGAUGGAAAUUCUUAAACUAUGUGUCACAUGAAACUGAUGCUACCCCAGAAUUUGGAAGGUGGAAUUACCUUGUGGAAUUUUGCAGAUCUUAAUCAGGCUUCAUAAUCUUACUGCUUCCAGGUUCAUAUGCAGAUUUUAAAAUGACGUAGAAAGCAAAAUUUGCCCAUUCACUUGUUUUAAGGCACUGGGCAGUUCAGUUCCUUAUACUAUAUAUAUAUAUAUAUAGCAAAAAUGUGCAAAAAACAUACUUGAACCAUAAAGCAAUCUAAAUCAUAAAGGCCUGGUUUCACAGACAGGGCUUAGCCUAAGCCAGGAUUAGGCCUUAGUUCAAUUAGGAUUUUUAAGUAACGUUUAUAAAUGUACACUUGAAAAAAAUGCAUCUUGAGACAAAACAAUGGCACUGACAUAUUUUAAGAUAUGUCAGUACAAGUUGCUUUCAGUUAAAACAGCUUAAACAUGCAUUUUAGUCUAGGAUUAGCUUAAGCCUUUUCUGUGAAACUGGAGGAAAGUUUGAUAAAGGACAUAUAAAGACAACAUGGGCUUUUGACUAUUAUAAAUGUAACUUCAACAACACCCAAUUGUUUAUUAUGGUGUUCAUACCUUGUGAAUUUCAGCAGUUUACGUAAACAUUCUAUGACCAGCACACUUUACCUCCUCUCCCC